Molecule: messenger RNA, 1274 nt
Organism: Oppiella nova
Lineage: Eukaryota; Metazoa; Arthropoda; Arachnida; Sarcoptiformes; Oppiidae
Source: the annotation of a GenBank genome assembly
CUAUAGGACUAUACGAUAACCUUAUAUCUGAAUCAGUAUUGGAGGGACGAGAGGCUGUCCUUUAGUGAGAACAACUACGAGCUGACCCUAUCGGGCGAUUUCGCAGAGCGCAUAUGGGUUCCGGACACGUUCUUUGCAAACGACAAGAACUCAUUCCUACACGAAGUGACUGAGAAGAACAAAAUGGUUCGGCUUAAGUCUGACGGGUAUAUCGCUUAUGGCAUGAGGUUCACAACAACGUUGGCCUGUAUGAUGGAUCUCCAUUAUUACCCAUUAGACUCACAGAACUGUACGGUUGAGAUCGAGAGCUAUGGAUAUACGGUAUCAGAUGUGGUGAUGUAUUGGAUGAAAGAGCCGGUGACAGGUGUUGAGAACGCCAAACUGCCCCAGUUCACCAUUUUUGGUUAUGAAACCACUGAUCGCAAGGAAAAAUUAGCCACAGGCACUUAUCAAAGACUAUCACUACUAUUCUCUCUAAAGAGAAAUAUCGGAUAUUUUAUUUUUCAAACAUAUUUGCCAUCAAUUCUGAUUGUAAUGCUUUCAUGGGUUUCCUUUUGGAUCAAUCACGAGGCAACAUCAGCGAGGGUUGCAUUAGGAAUAACGACUGUCCUAACCAUGACAACCAUCAUGAUGUGUUUUGUGUUUGUUUUUGCGGCACUUCUCGAGUACGCGGCCGUCAACUACACCUAUUGGGGCGCCAGAGCUAUUCUUCAUUGCCGCGAAUAUCUUACGUCAAAGCUAUUGACAUCUAUUUAGUGAUGUGUUUUGUGUUUGUUUUUGCGGCACUUCUCGAGUACGCGGCCGUCAACUACACCUAUUGGGGCGCCAGAGCUAAGAAGAAACCCAAACCGACCGACAAAAUCGACUCAUCCGGAAGGGCUAUAUCUCCCGGAGCUGGCAAACAUGGAGACAAUGUAUACAAUGUAUGUGUCACUAAAGCCAUUGAAUACUAUUUGAUAUUAAAUCAAAUCAAUUCAUUCAUUGAUAUACAGAACGAAGAGAUCAUAGAAUUACAUGACAUCCGGAUGUCUCCCAUUCCUUGUCUACGGAACCGACAUAACAAGACGUGUAGUACAAGCGAUAGUGACCUACGAUUCCCUCCAUCAUUGCGAAUGUCAAACCCCGUGCAUCGGAUGUCAUACUCGCCCGGAAGGGCCGGUAUCUACGGACCGAACCGUUCGCGUUACGGCCGAAGUGAUCCUUACAAUAGGGCUAAACCGCGAAUGUUUCAGUCGAUCAGACGCGGCGCCAAUGCUUUCAAAGUGUCGAUCCCU